Molecule: messenger RNA, 1051 nt
Organism: Diprion similis
Lineage: Eukaryota; Metazoa; Arthropoda; Insecta; Hymenoptera; Diprionidae
Product: enhancer of split mbeta protein-like
Exons: 4
Coding region: 113-991 (292 amino acids)
Biological process (GO): regulation of transcription by RNA polymerase II; anterior/posterior pattern specification; regulation of neurogenesis
Cellular component (GO): nucleus
Molecular function (GO): protein dimerization activity; DNA-binding transcription factor activity, RNA polymerase II-specific; RNA polymerase II cis-regulatory region sequence-specific DNA binding
Source: RefSeq, a predicted model, not a curated record
UGUGAAUUUUUGCCAAUUUUUCUCGACGCCCUUUUUCAAUUUCGGUUCAUCCCGGUUGUUUUUGUCGCAUUAAUAGCCAAACGUAACAACGAGAAUUAGAAUUCAUUCUGCAAUGAUGUCGUACGAUUAUCCGCAUCCGGUUUCCAGGACUUAUCAGUACAAAAAGAUAACCAAACCUCUUCUGGAACGGAAACGACGCGCUCGUAUCAACCGGUGCCUUGACGAACUCAAGGAUCUCAUGGUCGACGCUUUGGAGACCGAAGGAGAGAACAUCAGCAAGCUAGAAAAAGCCGACAUUUUAGAGCUGACUGUACGGCACCUUCAACGUCUUCAGGCUUCGCGACCCUCUGGAUUGUCGACAGUCGCUGUCCCAGGCGAAGAUUCGUCGGAGAACCGAUGGCGAUCAGGCUUUGGACACUGCGCUGCUGAGGCUUGUAGGUUUCUCACUGCCCUCCCUGGAGAAGCUGCCGAUCGGCUUGCUCGACAUCUUGCUUCGGGUCUUCAAGCCACCAGGCAAAUCGAGAUCCAGGUCCCGCAAAAAGCGAAUUCUCCUCCUUCAUCUCCGAUGGCGUCAAGAUCAGAGCUGGUUUCGCCAACCUUAGCGAGCUUGGAGAAAACGGCGAAGCUUUUGGUGAGGUCGGUAAGCCCUGCCGGUAGCAGCACCAGAGGUUCGCCAUCCCCGAGACAGAAUUUGUCACCGCGGGUAACGCUGCAUCCUUACCGUGGUGACAAGGUUAACGUUACCGAACGGCCGCUCACUCCUCCUUGUCAAGUCGGUAAAGAAUUGGCGCCGCCGAGCCGCGUCGGUAACGAAACACCCGUAUCGAUCGCUCGAGCUGGAUGCUCCAUAGAUCUCUCCCCCGAUAACCGGUUACCGACGGUCGAUCGUCAGGCCACAACCGAUCCUAACCCUCAACCAGUUGCCGACGAUGACGAAGAGAUCGACGUCGAAAAUGUUGACGAUAGUGAUCCGAUGUGGAGACCCUGGUAGUCAGCCCAACAUCGUCUUUCAUACUUCGAGCGAUGGUAGGCGAAGCCCUUCUUAACCGAC